AUGGCCUGCCGCAGCCGGACAUGGUGUUUGUCAAUUGUCUUGCUGCUGAGGUGCGUAGUUGGCCAGAUCUACACCUUCGACAAGGUGCCCUUGCCAGAGCCACGAUCGCUGCACACACUUUACGCAUUCUACGUGUUUUCCCACCAGGAUGCACCUGAGAGGACGCUGGGCCAGCCAAUGAUGAGGUUCCACAAUCUCAUGUUUUCGGCCACGAGUCCAGAAGAUGCGGAGAAGGCAAGAGGUUAUACUGGCGUGCAGUUGAGCAUCCUGCCAUACCGAAGCUUCUGGAAAUUGAUCCUGCCGGACAAGUUCUGCUCAAACAUUGAGGACGUUCAAGCCGGACGGGCAAAAGAAGCCAACAAGCUGUUGACGCAGAAGCCUCUCGGAAGCUCCGAUGACGACGUGAACCUGUACUCCCACACGGUGAACUUUGAGAUGGCUACCGAUUUGCCAUUGAGAGUCAACUCCACCGGAGUGUACAUCCUCGUUUUCUCGAACUGCGGCGACUUUUAUCAUGGCGAGGUCAGUGGUAGUGUCAUCGCGAAGAAUUCCUACGGCUUUCUGCCUGGAAAUGAGUACUACAAGAUGCCAUUCUACGGAUGGCUCUCGAUAGCGUACUGCGCACUGGCAAGCGUUUGGAUGUGCCUGUCGUUGCGCUACUGGCGGGAGUUGUUCCACAUCCAGUACUGCAUCGCAGCGGUCAUCCUGCUUGGCCUGGUCGAAGCCUUCCUCCAGUGGAGAUUCUUCAUGGACUGGAAUGAGUCGGGACUCCGUGGCAGAUUCUUGUUCGUCCUGGCCAUUCUGGCAACGGUCGUGAAGUCAAUCUUCUCCUACAUGCUCGUUCUUGUUGCAUCCUUGGGUUGGGGCGUGACACGCCCCUAUCUGGAUCAGCCGACCAUCCUCAAGGUUCAGGGACUCUCGUUCCUGUACAUCGUUCUGGACUUUGUCCGUGAAUCAGCGCUGUCUUUCAGGAACAGCCAUUCACUUUCGAUAGCUUUCGUGAUGCUGUGCUUGCUGCCAGUUGCGUUGCUUAAUGGCAUAAUAUUCUACUGGAUUUUCACAGCGCUGUCUUCUCUCAUUGAGAUCCUUGCAGAGCGCAAGCAGGUAGAGAAGCUGAUACUCUUCCAGCGUCUGUGGAAGAUCUUGGUGGCAGCGUUGAGCUUGGCCUCUUUGAGCUUGCUCUACCAGCUCUUCGAUUUAUCCCGCAGCAUCAGCCAGAGAUGGCACUAUCAGUGGUUCUUUGCAGAUGGAGUUUCCCACAUCCUUUUCUGCAUGGUACUUGCGGCUAUCAUGUUCCUCUGGGCGCCACAUACAAACAGCCAGAGGUAUGCCUACAAACAGGUCGAUGAUCAAGAGGGCGAGACCUCGAAGAUCACCGAAGGGAAAGACGUUUGGGCAGACGAGGGCGGCCUCGAUGAAGAAGAGGAUGACUCCUUCUGGGCAUCCACACACGGGAAAUCGUCAAAGGUCAACGCAGAUAUCCUAGGUGGUCCAACGCAGGCGGCCACCGGAGCAUGCAGCGCGAAGGUGUUUCUUCCGCCUUGUGGACUGCUUUCAUUCGCAGCACCUGCAGGCCACCGACGACUAGAGCUGGUUCCUGGGCAUGGCGUCUCACUCGACCACUACAACAGUGAAGAGGGAGGCAAGCGAGCAUUUCUAAUGGAACUACAUGGGCAUUGGGCUGAUAUUUGCCUGCCACUCGAUUCUGUCAAUUUGCUUGCAUGCCUGAAGACUGCACGAACGGAAGACUUAGCAGUGCAUCCGAUUGGACAGCUGGACAGCACUUCGGCCGUCUCGUAG
Messenger RNA from Symbiodinium sp. CCMP2592, 1800 nucleotides. NCBI's taxonomy places the organism in Eukaryota, Dinophyceae, Suessiales, Symbiodiniaceae. The record is from the annotation of a GenBank genome assembly.